CAUGAGACGUGGAGACAAAAAUAGUGGUCCUUGACCAUCACAAUACCUUAAAUUAGAUCAUACCAAAAAUCAUCUUCUUUAGUUUUUUCUUAUCUUCAAUUAUGAAGUCUACGUGAUAUCAUCAAAAAAACUCUAUAGUUGUUUACUAAUUAUUCGUUAUCAAGUAGGAAAAAGUAGUUAACCCACAUUCACAAUAACCCCAUAUGCAACGCCUUAAUUUAUUUCCCCAACUUUCCCUUAUAAAUAUUGCUUCUCUCUACUUGAAUAGAAUAAACUAUUAAAGAAACUAAAAUGCAGAUAUCAGCUAGCUUAGUUAGUGCAAUCUUUGUGGCAGUGCCUUUUCUUUCAUUACAUGUGAGUGCUCAAUCGGAUUGCCAACAAGUUAUCGUUGGGUUAGCACCGUGCUUGCAAUACAUAGACGGGAAUGCCACGAGCCCAUCAUCAGGAUGUUGCACUCAGGUAGGCACUAUAGUGAAGACAAGGCAACAGUGCGUGUGUGAGGUUUUCAGUGGAGUUAAUGUCAACCAGACACUGGCUUUGGCUCUUCCUAAAGCUUGUAAUGUCCGGACUCCCUCUGUUAGCCUUUGUAAAGCUACUUCCCCAGUUGCUUCUCCAGUCUCUUCGUCUAAUCCUUCAGGAGACGGAUCGAGAUAUUCGCAAAGUGGGGAUUCAUCAGGAGGAUACUCAUUGAAGCUGCCAUACUGCCUGUUUUUGUCCCUUGUAGCCUCUUUGUCAUAUACCACAAUGUUAAGCACCAUCUUAUAAUAAGCGCUCAAACUCACACAUCACAAAAUAUGCUUCUAAUUUCUGUCACAAAUUUGUCACUAAUAAAAUUCUUGUGACAAUGUCUUUUUCUACCUCAAACUUUCGUGUGUCUACGUAAGGAUAAAUUCAUAAUUACAAAUUCAUUAAAUAUUCAACACGGUCUUAUGAUGUACCUGUCCGUCACAAAUUUGGGCCUUGUUUGUAGAGCCAGUGACACCAUUUCCUUGAAACUAUCUAAGGUGUGUGUGUGAAGUAAGAAUAGUUUGGUUUUGAUUAUCUUGUUAAUUUGUUAGUCAACAUUUGUUUUUUGGCCGAGGCAGAGGUUUGUAUUUACUCUAUCGAAAUUAAUUUUCUCAGAAAUAUUGAACAAAGUUCUUUCUGAUUAUA
This is a messenger RNA of Lycium barbarum (goji berry), 1152 nucleotides long. RefSeq names its product non-specific lipid transfer protein GPI-anchored 5-like. The record is from RefSeq and is a predicted model, not a curated record. The transcript is spliced from 3 exons. Lineage: Eukaryota; Viridiplantae; Streptophyta; Magnoliopsida; Solanales; Solanaceae. The coding region runs from base 292 to 765 and encodes 157 amino acids.